Messenger RNA from Punctularia strigosozonata HHB-11173 SS5, 2565 nucleotides. Its product is annotated as WD40 repeat-like protein. The transcript has 11 exons. Gene Ontology annotation, molecular function: protein binding. Gene Ontology annotation, biological process: negative regulation of transcription by RNA polymerase II. The record is from RefSeq and is a predicted model, not a curated record. Gene Ontology annotation, cellular component: transcription repressor complex; nucleus. NCBI's taxonomy places the organism in Eukaryota, Fungi, Basidiomycota, Agaricomycetes, Corticiales, Punctulariaceae. The coding region runs from base 1 to 2565 and encodes 854 amino acids.
AUGCACGAAAUAUCACCCGCGGCUGCAGGAUUUCAGAAAGAGGCGCGGGCCGAACCCAAGGACAAGAUAUGCGACUGCCACUCUUCCUCCGGAAGAAAUCUGGUGGUCUGCAUCGACGGUACCGCCAAUCAGUUCGGGCUCAAGAACACGAACGUCGUCGAGCUUUUCAGCCGACUGGAGAAGAACAAGCAGCAGCUGACGUACUACAACAGCGGCAUCGGCACUUUCGUCAAAGAAUCCUGGACGUCGCCUGGGUACUGGCGUCAGGUCUUCAACCAUACGGUUGACAUGGCUAUAGCUUGGAACUUCAAGCGCAUCGUCCUUGACGCGUAUCGGUGGUUGUCGGAGGUAUACGAGGAGGGCGAUCGAAUCUUUCUCUUCGGUUUCUCGCGUGGUGCAUACCAAAUUCGUGUUAUCGCAGGGAUGAUAGAGAAGGUGGGGUUACUUCACAAGGGCAACAAUGCCCAGAUCCCAUUCGCGUACGAGGUCUACAUUGCGAUGACCGCUGUUGGAAAGCGCAGUGGACGCAAGAAAGGUACAGGCAGCACGACGUCGACGGCUGGACAUCGGCAUCCGAAGAUCACACCGAAGGACCCUGACUACCCGGAAAAGCUGUGCGCCAACUUCAAGGGGAAGCUAUCGCUAGCUGAUGUAAAGGUUCACUUUGUCGGCGCGUGGGACACUGUCUCUUCCAUCGGCGUGGCACGAGGACCGAGUCUUCCGGAAACGACCAACGGCAUGACGCAUGUUUGUGUCUUCCGGCACGCUUUGGCUCUUGACGAGCUCCGCGUCAAAUUUCUGCCCGAAUACGCAAACGGCGGCGCGGGUCCUUCCCAGGGUAAAGAAGGGGCACAGACCACAUCGAACGUACCGGCAAACUCGAGUCAACCCGGACCACGGGGCGACAUCAAGGAAGUGUGGUUUGCGGGAUCCCACUCAGAUGUUGGCGGGGGUAAUAUUCCAAACCUCGAGGCCGAUCAAUUCGGAGCGGCGCUUCGUUGGAUGACGUACGAAGCGACAAGUAAGGGUCUGCGAGUGCGCCCCUUUGAUGGAACAUGGCAACCGUUUCGCCCCAAUCCGUCCAUGUCAUUCAUAUGGAGAAUCGUGGAGUUGAUCCCUUUAAGACGGCUCACGUAUCAGGAUCGACCUCAAGGGAGUUCAGACGAUACACAGCGGUGGCCACCUCAUCUGUCAUCGCCUCGAAGAGUCCUGGAUGGUCAGCUGGUCCACGAGUCUGUGUUUGAGCUGAAGGAUUACAAGCCCCGCGCUCGCCUCUCUGGGCAAUUAUCCUGGGAUAAAAGCGUGCUGCGGGAUAAGGGAAUGCUCGAAACCGAUCCCUACUUAUCCAUGGAGGCUUUGGUAGAACAACUGGCCAAACAGGAGCCUCUCACGAACCAAAAUCGCGACGUCCUCGUUGCCAUGGCUUCAUGGGUCAUGGAUGUGCCGAAUAUUGCUAACAGACUGUUCGACGCGUUUGAUGCCACAAGACAACGAAGCUCUAUGAAGGCAGAGGACCGUAGAUCACUCGAACGCGACAUCGUCUUGGCUCUGGGUUCGUUCCCCUACCUCCCAAGAGAUGCUACCCGCCGUCCGAUCUCCGAGCUGCGUGAAAUGCUGUCGGGCGUAGAUAAGCAAGCACCAGGUAUCCGUCGAGCGGUUUCGAACAUAACUCAGGUAUUUGGAGACCGUGACGCGUUUGUACUAUCUGUAGCCUUUUCUCCGGAUGGCACACGGAUUGCUUCGGGCUCCUGGGAUUGGACGAUCCGAAUCUGGGCGGCGGAUACCGGAAAGGAAAUCCUAGAGCCAAUUUGGUGGCACGCAGCUCCGGUCACGUCUGUCGCAUUCUCCCCAAACGGAGGAUGUCUUGCCUCAGGCUCGUAUGACUGCACCGUGCGACUGUGGAACGUGGAGACGGGGCAGCAGAUCGGGGAGCCGCUCCGAGGGCAUACAGACGCAGUUCUGAGUGUCGCGUUCUCACCCGACGGCAACCGCAUCGUCUCGGGCUCAGACGACAGGACACUCCGACUCUGGGAUGCGCAGACGAGACAGCCCAUCGGCAAGCGUUUACGGGGUCACUCUGACUGGGUUCACAGCGUCGUCUUUUCACCGGAUGGGAAGCACAUCGCCUCUGCAUCCGAUGAAGGCACGAUCCGACUCUGGGACGCCGGGACAGGGAAACCAGUCGGGGAUCCGCUUCAAGGCCACGAUGACUGGGUUCAGUCCGUUGCAUAUUCUCCCGAUGGCACUCGCCUCGUCUCUGCGUCCAGCGACAAAACACUCCGGAUCUGGGACACUCGGACGGGAAAGACGGUGUUAGGCCCUUUGCGAGGGCACACCAACUAUGUCAUCUCCGUCGCAUUCUCGCCGGAUGGCAAGUACGUCGUCUCCGGCUCUCGCGACUGCACUAUCCGGAUAUGGGACGCGCAGACGGGACAGACCGUGGUGGGGCCGUUGAAAGCGCAUACGGACUGGGUGAAUGCCGUUGCGUUCUCCCCCGACGGAAAGCGCGUUGUCUCAGGUAGUUACGACGAUAGGGUGAAGAUUUGGGACGCGGAGGUUGAUUAG